AUGGGAAUCUUUCACCAGGAUGCCGUCAUCGAGGAGUUCGAAGCGCUGACCAACAACGUGGGGAAGGUCCAGAGGGAGACCCUCAAGAUGAUCCUCGAAGAGAAUAGCGAAGCGGAAUACCUGCAGAGCCUGGGGCUGGGAGGGCGAACCGAUCCCGAGAGCUUCAAGGCCUGCGUUCCCCUCGUCUCCCACCCUGAUCUGGAAAGCUAUAUUCGCAGAAUUGCAGCUGGGGAGUCUUCUCCCAUUCUCACUGGGAAGCCCAUAACAUCCAUUACCUAUACGUAAGACCUUCCCGCUGACAUGUCCACGGGUGCUGGGCCUAGUUCAUUUCCCCAGCUGGGAUUUAUUAUCUGCUGCUUCUGACAUUACUUGUGCUGUCCGACGCUUCCAGCUCUGGAACCACCCAAGGGAGGCCCAAGUACGUCCCUUUCAAUGACUUUCUGAUUCAGAAUACGAUGCAGGCAUUCCGAACGUCGUUUGCUUUCAGAAACAAGUAAGCGGCUCAUCUCUCUCCUUUAAGAGUUUAGGUAUUCUUCUAGUUUCGAUGAUCUAUUUUUCUCUCCUCCUUUUUUAUUCGUCUGCCUCGAGUUUGAACUGGGUGAUUUCUGGACGAGGUCUGCAGUCUGAUUACCCCGUUCGGUGGCUUGUGUUUUCUAAUCGACUGGAGCUGCACCGGGAGAGGCUUAGCCGUUGGGUUCUCGAGUUUUUUUCUCUUUUUUUGAAGUCGAUUUUCCCUGAACUUGAGAUCUACCUUUCGUGAGCGAUUUUCCAAGAAAUCCCAUUUCCAUUUUUGGGGUUCACUUUGUCGGUAUCCCUCGUCGGACUCAGUGAAGAGAGUGCGGGGUAUAAUCUAGUUUCUUUCCCAAAAAUAUUCAUCGCGUCCCCCCAGAUAUUCAUUUAAUCGACUGUGAUCCCAUGGCGGUUCUGCUCUCUCUUGGAUCCGCCGGCUGGUUGUAAAAACUUGAGCAGUACCACCGUCAAGUGCAUUGUUAAAUAAUCAGUAGUCCAACGGCGCUGAUUCUGUGAAGGCGUACGAUGUUCCUCGAGAGUUCUCUUGAAUGGAUGCCCGACCCGUUUUCGUUCUGUUUUCUAGGGUGUUCCCCCUUGGAGAUGGAAGAGCCCUGCAGUUCAUCUACGGCAGCCAGGAAGUUCGGACGAGCGGGGGCAUCGUGGCCUUCAACGGCACCACAAACAUCUUCCGCAGUGAGCAAUUCAAGCGCACCAUGAGAGACACCCAGUCUCAGACCUGCAGCCCCUAUGAAGUCAUCUUCGGCCGUAGCUUCGAGCAGUCCCUCUACUGCCAUCUCUUAUGCGGGCUUCUCUCAUACCAGGAGGUCCAGUUCGUCUCUUCCUCCUUCGCCCACUGCAUCGUCCAGGCAUUCAGAACGUUCGAGCUUAUCUGGGAAGAGCUCUGCGCGAACAUCAGGGAUGGGGUCCUCUCUAGCAAGAUCACGGACCCUUCCAUGAAGGCCGCCGUCUCCAAGCUGCUGACCCCCAAUCCCCGGCUGGCGGACGAGAUCUACACCAAAUGCAAGGGCCUGAGCAACUGGUUUGGGUUGAUCCCCGCGCUCUGGCCGAACGCGAAAUACGUCUAUGGCGUAAUGACCGGGUCGAUGGAGCCAUAUCUGAAGAAGCUGAGACAUUAUGCCGGGGAUCUCCCGCUCUUGAGUGCCGAUUAUGGGUCGUCGGAGGGCAUGAUCGGGGUUAACAUCAAUCCUGAGCUUCCCCCUGAGGAGGUGAGGUUCGCGGUGAUCCCCGACAUCGGGUACUUCGAGUUCAUCCCCAUUGCGACGAAGAGCGGGGAGAAGCCGGCCGUAGAAGCUGAGCCGAUCGGUCUCGAGGAGAUCGAGCUCGGGAAGGAGUACGAAGUCAUAAUCACGAACUUCGCCGGUGAGUGUUGCAGGCGUCGACUGUUAUCGGUAGAUAAAUGAGGAUUUGUCGUAGGAGAAAGUGUUCCAAUCUUCCUUCCUGUUGUUUCGCGUGGUGGUGCAGGUCUGUACAGGUACAGGCUGGGAGAUGUGGUGAGGGUGGGGGGCUUCCACAACAGCACGCCGGAGCUCCAGUUCGUGUGCCGCCGCGGCCUGGUGCUCAACGUCAACGUAGACAAGAACACGGAGAGGGACCUGCAGCUGGCGGUGCAGGAGGCCUCCAAGCUGGCGGCGGCUGAGAAGCUGGAGGUCGUCGAUUUCUCCAGCUGCGUUGACCGCUCGGCGGAACCCGGUCACUAUGUCAUCUUCUGGGAGCUCUGCGGCGAGGCCAGGGAAAGCGUCCUCCGCAGCUGUGCGGACUGUUUGGACCGCUCCUUCUUAGACGCCGGUUACAAGUGCUCGAGGAAGGCGAAGGGCAUCGCCCCACUGGAGCUCCGCAUAGUCCGGCCAGGCACCUUCCGUAAGGUCCUCAAGCACUACACCAACCAGGGCGCUGCCAUGAGCCAGUUCAAGAACCCGCGCUUCGUCGGCGCCACCAACGCGGCGGUCCUCCGCAUCCUCUGCGACGGCGUCGUCCAGAGCUUCUCCAGCACGGCCUACGACUGA
Molecule: messenger RNA, 2534 nt
Organism: Spirodela intermedia
Lineage: Eukaryota; Viridiplantae; Streptophyta; Magnoliopsida; Alismatales; Araceae
Source: the annotation of a GenBank genome assembly